Molecule: messenger RNA, 851 nt
Organism: Ostrea edulis (European flat oyster)
Lineage: Eukaryota; Metazoa; Mollusca; Bivalvia; Ostreida; Ostreidae
Exons: 3
Coding region: 254-847 (197 amino acids)
Biological process (GO): protein neddylation
Cellular component (GO): nucleus
Molecular function (GO): NEDD8 transferase activity
Source: RefSeq, a predicted model, not a curated record
ACCUAAAUGGUAUAUAUAAACAUUGCAACGUGGUUUCAUCAUAUCAUAUAGAUUAGCGAUAUUCUAAAUUUAGGUUUGGAACUUAAAAUAAAGCUGAUUAUCGCGAUAGGUACACAGUUAUCGAAAUGUACUGAAGAGGGCAAGAUGUACAAAACUACAAUGUGAAGAUACUUCGCACUACAAAGUGCGUACAUUUAUAUAUCAAAAAUGUGUCCUUCUAAAAACAUUAAAAAAGGCCUUGUUGAGAGAAAUCAUGGGGACAACACACAGAAUAACAAAAGACUUCCAUCGCCUAGCGAGGACCAUCAAGAGCUUCUCAGAUGGUCAAGCCCGCAUUGUGAUGGAAGGUGAGAGUGGCGCCCACGACUCCAAUGAAGAGGAGAACAAGUUCAGAUUUGAAGUGGACAUCACGCCUAGUGGGGGGCCUUACCAAGGAGGAACAUUUAGGUUUGAGAUAUCUGUUGAGAACGAGGCACAAUGGUCCCAGGAACCACCCAUCAUACGAUGUCUUACCGACAUCUACCACCCAAAUAUUGACCAUUUAGACCAAGACUUGGUCACCUCCAAUGUGUGCGUCAGUGUCCUGGAUCACGGAACCUGGAGCGGUCAGUGUGACUUUGAGACUUGUGUUCAAGCUCUAUUGUUUCUGUUCUAUGAGCCAAACUUUGAUGAUGCUUUGAGUCCUAUCUGUUGCUCAGAUGAGAAUUUUCAGGAGCUGGUUCAAAUUUCAUUGAAAGGAGGAACAAUUGAUGGAUUUGGUUUUAGGCCAAAUGAAGGCUGGGUGAAAAAGAAAAAUGUUAAUAAUGUUGUUAAAAAAAUAACUGUAAUAAAUGAAAAUGAAAAAUAAUAUU